GUUUAACAGGAGCCUCAUACCAAACACAAGCAUGAUUCGAUUCCUCAGAAAAGUGAAGGUGCUUCCACUCUCCAAAGAAAAGCAUCAGCUAAUAAGGAAAGAAAAGAACCAGCUGCUGAAGUAACAAUCACUUAAGAGACACCGUCCUACAAAGGCUACAAUAAGCAUACAGCCGCCAACAUUUCAACAAAAGGUCACUGAUACUGAUAAACACGCUUUCUCUUUGAAAAUUCAACCAAUUUGCCCUUUUUUUCUCUCAUCAUUCUAUAAUAAUAAUAAUAAUAAUAAUAAUAAUAAUAAUAAUCUAUCUUACCUUUCUCUUCUUUCUUUCACUCUUUUGUUUAUUCUACUUUCAAAGGCUCUCUUUCAUAUUGAAAACUCAUUUCCAGUUCACCUUCUGUGGUGAGAUUCAAUUGGUAUGCUUCAAAUCCUCCAUGCUCCAUUACCCAGAUCUUAAAUUUUCUUCCAAAUUGCUUUUUGCCCAAUAAACCCAUCUGGGUCUGCUUCAAAAUCCAAAAUUUCCAAUACCCAGAUCCUGAAUUUUCUUCCAAAGGUUUCGAUCGCCUUUGAAAAAGUAUGGUUUUGCUGUCUGGUUCGGCUCUUUUUCCUCUGACUAUACCAAAUGGGGAUUCUCGGUCCGCUAGAUUUGCAGUUUUAGGUGGGAAGAGGAUCAAUUCGUUUUGUUAUAAGCAAAGGAAGGAGCAGAGAAAGGUUGUUUGUGCUUGCGUGGCGUCUCCACAGAACUUGAGAAGUGAUGAAUCCUCAGCCACCAAAUUCAAUGAUUCAUUUAAAUCGGAGAAUUUAAGCACAGUACAGGAGCCUGAGGAUGAUUCAGAUGUUCUUAUUGAGUGCAGAAAUGUCUAUAAGUCAUUUGGCGAGAAGCAUAUAUUGAGAGGUGUGAGCUUCAAGAUUAAACAUGGCGAAGCUGUUGGAAUAAUUGGGCCCUCUGGCACUGGAAAAUCUACAGUUCUAAAAAUCAUUGCUGGACUUCUUGCUCCAGACACGGGUGAGGUUUACAUACGAGGUAGAAGGAGAGCUGGUUUAAUCAGUGAUGAGGAAAUAACCGGUCUAAGAAUUGGACUUGUGUUUCAAAGUGCAGCACUUUUUGAUUCUUUGACUGUUCGUGAAAAUGUUGGUUUCCUUUUAUAUGAAAACUCAAGCAUGCCUAACGACAAAAUUGCAGAGCUUGUGACGGAAACCUUAGCUGCUGUUGGCUUAAAGGGAGUUGAGGAUCGGUUACCAUCUGAAUUGUCUGGCGGAAUGAAGAAACGUGUUGCUUUAGCUCGGUCUAUAAUUUUUGAUACCACACAGGAAGCAGUAGAGCCUGAGGUGCUUUUGUAUGAUGAACCAACAGCUGGACUUGAUCCAAUUGCAUCUACUGUCGUCGAAGAUCUCAUCCGUUCAGUCCAUAUGAAAGGCGAGGAUGCGCUGGGAAAGCCUGGGAAUAUUGCUUCCUAUGUCGUUGUUACUCACCAACAUAGUACCAUUAGAAGAGCCGUGGACAGGUUACUUUUUCUUUAUGAGGGUAAGGUUGUCUGGCAAGGAAUGACUCAUGAAUUCACAACAUCAGCAAAUCCAAUUGUUAAACAGUUUGCAUCUGGGAGCUUGGAUGGACCAAUAAGAUAUUAGGAAUCUAGUCUAUGGUGGAUAUAUGAGACGAUGCAUGGUCAUUGAUUCAUAGGUACCGGUAGAAUUUCCAGGAAGAAAUGGGUCUGAUGGAGACGCAAAAUUUAGACUCUCCCCCCCGACCUUCUCUGUAGACUCUCAUAACAAGCAAAUCUUAGAGCUCCAUUUUUAGGCUUCAAAGAUAAAUUAUUCCCUUGCAUCUCUACUCAGCAACCUGCAGUCAGAAGUGCCUGCAUUUAGACAUAUAUGCUGAACAGGCACCACCGUGAUAUUUGUUGUCAUCAAUUUCUUUUAAGUUUACCUUUAAAUUUUUGUUGUUGGGACCUGCAUUUGGCCCCAUUGUAGUGGGGUAAAGAAACUUAUUCUAAUCAGAAUUUCAGAGAAAAGUGAACUCAUCCUAAAUGAAAAUUCAUAUUGAAGA
Quercus robur (English oak) is the source of this 2047-nucleotide messenger RNA. Its product is annotated as protein TRIGALACTOSYLDIACYLGLYCEROL 3, chloroplastic. Bases 577 to 1629 code for a protein of 350 amino acids. Gene Ontology annotation, molecular function: ATP binding; ATP hydrolysis activity. Lineage: Eukaryota; Viridiplantae; Streptophyta; Magnoliopsida; Fagales; Fagaceae. The record is from RefSeq and is a predicted model, not a curated record. The transcript has 10 exons.